Messenger RNA from Macrosiphum euphorbiae (potato aphid), 840 nucleotides. The record is from the annotation of a GenBank genome assembly. NCBI's taxonomy places the organism in Eukaryota, Metazoa, Arthropoda, Insecta, Hemiptera, Aphididae.
AUGUUUCGUAACCAGUAUGAUAGCGAUGUAACAGUAUGGAGUCCCCAGGGCCGCUUGCAUCAAGUGGAAUAUGCUAUGGAAGCUGUAAAAUUAGGUUCAGCAGUAGUUGCAUUAAAGAACAAGACACAUGCUGCUAUUGUUGCACUCAAGCGUGCACCAAAUGAACUAUCGGCUUAUCAAAAAAAAAUUAUACUUGUAGAUGAUCAUCUUGGUUUUUCAUUCUCUGGUUUAUUGGCUGAUGCUCGCAUACUUAGCAAGUAUAUGCGAUCGGAAUGUUCUUCACAUAAGUUUGCCCAUGGAGAUGACCUUCCUGUUAAUAGAUUGAUGACCAAAGUUAGUAACAGAAUGCAAUUGUGCACACAGCGAUAUGAUAAACGCCCAUAUGGAGUUGGUCUACUUGUUGCUGGUUAUGAUGAUAAUGGUCCUCAUAUUUAUCAAACAUGUCCUUCUGCAAACUACACAAAUUGUAAAGCUAUGGCUAUUGGCUCAAGAUCACAAAGUGCUCGUACAUACCUAGAAAGAAAUUUAGAUGCAUUUAAGGAGGCAAGUUUGGAGGAAUUAUUGAAACAUGGUAUGAGAGCUUUGAGAGACACUCUGCCCAAUGAUGUCAAUCUAACUUCAAAGAAUGUUUCAAUUGCUGUUGUGGGCAAAAAUCAGCUAUUUGAGAUUUAUGAUGAGGAAACAACUCAAUCAAAAUUAUCAUUAAUUGAAGGUGAGGAAAGAAGAGCCCCUGUUCCAACAACCGAUUCAUCAAGUGGUGGAUCUCAGCCACCACAAGACGGACCUGGUGGUGCCCCUCCUAGCGAUUCUGUACCAGCAGUUGCAAUGGAAACAGAAUAA